CUUGUGUGCAUGUGGCCAGCACGCUCUGAUGCCAGGAUCUUUUGACGUCACGGGCCCAGAAUGUGUGCUUUCUUUAGAUUGGUCUGAGAAUCUUUUCUAUGGUACACUGCGAUUAGACCGAGAGCGAUAAAGAAAUGAGCCAUGGAAGACGUGGACUCGAUGCUGCCACCUUCAGACUGCCAGAACUUGACGCUCUUCCAGGUGGGCUUCACGUCAUUGACUGGAAUGACGUCAACAAUGACGACAGAGCAGGCAGCAGAUGGCUCCAUCAGGCCGGCCCAAGUAGGGCUCAUCAUCGUCCUGUCCGUGGUCUUUGUGCCGGUGUGGACAGCGGCGCUGGUGGGCAACACGCUGGUCCUUCUCGUCAUACGCCGCAGCCGGCGCGUGCAGUCCACCACCAACUAUUUCGUCACCAGCAUCGCUCUCAGUGACGUCAUGUUUGUCACCCUGGCCGCGCCGUGUGUCUGGGUGCAGCUCAUCUUGCAGGAGUGGAGCAUGGGUCACGUGGUGUGUCGCCUGGUCCGCUUCGUCCAGUUCUCUGCCACGUGUAGCACGGCGUGGGUCCUGGUGGCCGUCUGCAUAGACCGCUUCUACACCGUCCUUCACCCCCUCAGCUUCAAGGUGACGCGAGGCACCGCUCACAGAAUGAUCCAGGCGGCCUGGCUCCUUGCUCUGCUCACCUCGUGUCUGGCGCUCUACUUCUUCGACCUUGAAUCUGCCGGCGUCACGUCCCCUCGAGUCGUCUGCCCAGCCUAUGUUCCAGGCCGUCGCUGGUUUGGCCUGCUGUACGCCGGCGUGUGUCUCGCCAGCCAUUACGCCAUCCCACUGGCCGUUCUCUGUGUCGGCUAUGGUCGAAUAUUCUGGCACAUCAGAUCACUGCGUGGCCCCGGACGCCCCAACAUCCCUGUCCCUCGGGCAAAGGUCAAGAUGGUCAGACGGAUGUGGACACUGAGUGGCGCCACCCUUCUCUUGCAGCUGCCCUACUACGCAGCCCACGCAGCCUACUCCAGCAGCCCCACCCACGUCAUCAGCCCUGAGGUUUUUCUCGCCGCCUUCUGGUCCAUUCUUCUCUCCUCCGCCCUCAAGCCCGCCAUGUACGCUUGUCAGAACAGCAACUUCCUGCGAGGCUGUAAGGAAGUGCUGUGUAUGUCGAGCAUGCGCUGUCACCGCCUCAACGUCUACGCCGUGACCAGCGCCUCAACGCUGUCUAGGAGAAAUUACGUGGGGGUCAUAGACCAGGGCCUCAACGCUUUCUAGAAGAAAUUACAUGGGGGUCAUA
Molecule: messenger RNA, 1279 nt
Organism: Physella acuta
Lineage: Eukaryota; Metazoa; Mollusca; Gastropoda; Physidae
Product: putative G-protein coupled receptor 19
Biological process (GO): G protein-coupled receptor signaling pathway; cellular response to hormone stimulus
Cellular component (GO): plasma membrane
Molecular function (GO): G protein-coupled receptor activity; peptide binding
Source: RefSeq, a predicted model, not a curated record